Messenger RNA from Fukomys damarensis (Damara mole-rat), 5869 nucleotides. RefSeq names its product taxilin alpha (gene Txlna). Lineage: Eukaryota; Metazoa; Chordata; Mammalia; Rodentia; Bathyergidae. The record is from RefSeq and is a predicted model, not a curated record. The transcript has 11 exons. Gene Ontology annotation, molecular function: syntaxin binding. The coding region runs from base 405 to 2069 and encodes 554 amino acids.
AUGUAGGGACAGUAGUCCUUUCCCUCCCCCGCCUCAAAAGCCGUCUUCGCGCCAUCUUUCCCAGUAAGCUCCGCGACAGCUCCGACCGGUGAUUGGCUACGCCGGCAGCUGGCGGCCCAGCCGGCAGCGGUUACUGGGGUUUCCGGUACAAAGCCAGAGCGGGAGACGCUGUCUGAGGACGGAGGAGCGGUGUGCCCCAAAGCCUGCCAAGGCACGCCAGGGUUCCCUGAUACCCAGAGAUUGAGUACCGCUGGCUUCCGGUGAAGGACGGCCAGUUUGUUUCAAGAAGCUUUGUGUUCCUGGUGUUGGGAUUUCGGAUUCAGGUUGUGAAGAAUUUUGAAGUCGAAAAUAGCAACUGCACACGUUCUUAAGGAUCUGCUCCAAACCUAGCACUGCACAUCACAAUGAAGAACCAAGACAAAAAGAAUGGGGCUGCCAAACAGUCCAACCCCAAAAAUAGCCCCGGGCAGCCGGAAACGGGACCAGAAGGAGUCCACGGGAGAAGGCCCAGCCAGUCUCCUGCGACAGAAGCUGAAGGUUCCGCCAGCCAGGCUCCUGGGAGGACGGAGGGGGCUCAAGCCAAAACAUCUCAGUCUGGGGCCCUCCGUGAUGUCUCAGAGGAGCUGAGCCGCCAAUUGGAAGACAUACUGAAUACAUACUGUGUGGACAACAAUCAGGGUAGCCCAGGUGAGAAUGGAGCACAGGGUGAGUCCACUGAACCGGAAGAUGCAGAGAAGCCCCGGACCUAUGCGGCAAGGAAUGGGGAGCCUGAGCCAGGGACCCCAGUAGUUAAUGGUGAGAAGGAGACCUCCAAGGGAGAGCCAGGCACAGAAGAAAUCCGGGCGAGUGAUGAGGUCGGAGAUCGGGACCACCGAAGGCCGCAGGAGAAGAAGAAAGCCAAGGGUUUGGGGAAGGAGAUCACGUUGCUGAUGCAGACACUGAACACGCUGAGUACCCCAGAGGAGAAAUUGGCAGCACUGUGCAAGAAGUAUGCUGAACUGCUGGAGGAGCACCGGACUUCACAAAAACAGAUGAAGCUCCUGCAGAAGAAACAGAGCCAGCUGGUACAGGAGAAGGACCACCUGCGAGGAGAGCACAGCAAGGCUAUACUGGCCCGCAGCAAGCUUGAAAGCCUGUGCCGUGAGCUGCAGCGGCACAACCGCUCCCUCAAGGAAGAAGGCGUACAGCGGGCCCGGGAGGAGGAGGAGAAGCGCAAGGAGGUGACCUCACACUUCCAGGUGACACUGAAUGACAUUCAGCUGCAGAUGGAACAGCAUAAUGAACGCAAUUCCAAGCUGCGGCAAGAGAACAUGGAGUUGGCUGAGAGGCUCAAGAAGCUGAUUGAGCAAUAUGAGUUGCGUGAGGAGCAUAUUGACAAAGUCUUCAAACACAAGGAUCUACAGCAGCAGUUGGUGGAUGCCAAGCUCCAACAGGCCCAGGAGAUGCUGAAGGAGGCAGAGGAGCGGCACCAGCGGGAGAAGGACUUUCUCCUGAAAGAGGCAGUGGAAUCUCAGAGGAUGUGUGAGCUGAUGAAGCAGCAGGAGACCCACCUGAAGCAGCAGCUCGCCCUAUACACAGAGAAGUUUGAAGAGUUCCAGAACACACUUUCCAAAAGCAGUGAGGUAUUCACCACAUUCAAACAGGAGAUGGAAAAGAUGACUAAGAAGAUCAAGAAACUGGAGAAAGAAACCACCAUGUACCGGUCCCGGUGGGAGAGCAGCAACAAGGCCUUACUUGAAAUGGCUGAAGAGAAAACUCUCCGGGACAAAGAACUGGAGGGCCUGCAGGUGAAAAUCCAGCGGCUAGAGAAGCUGUGCCGAGCACUACAGACAGAGCGCAAUGACCUGAACAAGAGGGUACAGGACCUGAGUGCUGGUGGCCAGGGCCCCCUCACUGACAGUGGUCCUGAGCGGAGGCCAGAGGCUGCCACUGUGGCCAAGGAGCAGGGUGGUGAGGUGCCCAGAGCUCAAACUCCCAGCUCCUCGAGGGCCACCGAAGCUCCUGGCUGCCCAGGAACACCGAGCACAGAAGCAACAGGGCCUCAGGAGCCCUCCUCUGCCACUGCCUAGAGAGCCUGGUGCUUGAGGCAUGCUGGGAAGGGAGCUGUACCCCAGCCAAGCCUGGCCCAUACAAGGCUCCCAAACCAAACAGCCAGUGCUGGAGUCAGGGUGUUCUGACCCAACAGGCCUCUGCAACUUCGCAAUUUUGGAUUUUGUGGGUCAGUUUUACAUACAUACGGCAUAUGUGCAGGGCCUCAUGCAUUUAUAUCUGUAAGUGUACAGGGGGCUUGCAUUGAGGGCAGGUAUACAGGUGAUGUCAGUUCUCCUCUAAGGUGAAGGGUCUUAUAGAGGAGGUGUCAUCUGUAGCUGCCAUCACAGUGAGCUGGCAGGGCAAGUGAUUUGAUUUCUUGCCCAGUUUGGGGCUCAGACUCCUCCCAGCCCUUCAGAGCUUAUGACAAUUAGUAUACCCAGUCCUGGAUUGCAUUCUGUUGUGAGCAGGGCUUGGGCAGCUCGGGCUUUUCUAGCUCUCAUGGAGAUGUCAUUGCUUCUCAGCCUAGGAAUGCUGUCUCUGCAGAGCCUCUGCAUGACACUCAGAGCCUAGGACAAGGGACCUGGAGAAUGUUGCAUUGUGAGAGGAUGUGCUGGUUGGGAGCCCCUAGGCCACUGCUUCCCUUGCCCUCCGGUAGUGCCAGGACCGGGCCAGUGUUGCUUCUCAGUAGCCUUAUCAUUCACAGGUGCCUCUCUGGCCUGCACAAAUGAUUGACAAGAGAUCAUCCAAAGGAUUCUUUCUGAAGGCAUUUUUGUUUUGGACAUAACAGUUCAUAGGAGGAUUUUCUGAGGAAGGAAGAGGGGUGCUGCAGUGGUCCUGGGUGCCUGGCCUCAGUGUGUGUCCCACCCGUCACCUCCCCACCUGGCUCCUUAGCCAUGUCGGUGCUGAGGUUUCCUCUUUGAAAGGGAAGAUCGUAUUAUUUAGGAGAAGGAGAAAGAAAGGGGCUUCUAAUGGCUCCGCCAUGAGCUUGCCUGUGGGUUUCAGUCGGGGAGGCCACCCACCAUGGAUUCCCAUCCUCACUGUCUCCGUGCAGCAGUUUCUAGACCCCAGGUCCUGCUACCCCUUAGCUUUAUGGUUCUCUCUGCUUCCCCCGCUCCCACCCUUUUGUACAAUCCUUGAGGUUUGCCCUGGUUCCCACUUCCUUACCUUCUUGCCCAAGAAAUAAGAAUCAUUCUUGGAAUUAAUUCCACUUCUUCCUGUGUGAGAGCCUCCCCAGCUGUUACUUUGACAGAAUGAAAUUCUGCAAUAGGCUGAGCUCAGGAAAACAACAAAAAGGCUACAGAAGGUCCCUUCUACCCGACUACCUGACCCAAAACUUUAUUACUAUGUACUAUGUGUAGCAACUCUGUGCUGAAAGCUCUUGUUGCACACCUGGCAGGGUAUUAGUCACUGUAUAGAGCAGUUUUGGGGGGCAAUAGAAUGAGUCUUGGACUGCUCUGCUGAGCUACGGGUAUAGUGCAUCUCCAGUGAGCUAAGGAAGCCACAGACCAAGAUGGGACAGGUGUGGUUUUGCCUCUUAUAUUUCUUGGAACUAGUUAUUGUCCUGGAGAUCCUCCCCCCAAACCAGAUCCCUUCAUUUUCUACAACUAGUCCCCAGAUAAAUUGGCUCAUGAAAAAUGCUGUGUACUCCUGAACCAUAAUUGUUUUUUGUUUUUGUUUUGUUUUUAUUUGUACUGGGGAUUGAACUAUGGUCCUUGCGCUUGCAAGGCAGGAGCCAGAACCACGUUUUGACUUAAGACCAGAGAUAGCAAAAGAAUCGCCACUUUGUCCCCUGGCAGGUGCCACUGACUGAUUUCAGAGUAUAUCCUGUUAGCCCCUGCUAUAUCCUUAAUUCACACAAGAUGCCCAAUAUUUUGAGUGUUGAAACUACUUUGUCAUUGUUAAGAUCUACUCUCCUGUGGAGAAACGUUACACAAGGUCUUUGUCUUCCCCUCUUUGAAAUCCCUGUAUUUGGAAUUGUCCCUUCCUCUUCCUGCCUCAGUAGGGCCUCUCCCACCCCUGUGCCAGGCUGAAGAACAAAAACAGUCAACACCACAAAGGGUUUGUUAGCUAUGGAGGUGUAGGAAAGAGGCAGAGAGGUCUGCUUGCCCCCUUGGAGAAAGUGGAAAGGCCUACAAUGGCCCACAUAAUUGCUUGCCUCACUUCAGCUACCUCUUAAAGCCCUUGGGGAGUUGGAACUGUUGGGACCCAGGUGAGAUGGGGGGCUGCAGUAUUCAAGUGGCCCCAGCUGGGCUUCCUAGAUCAGGAAUGUGGUCCCCAGACCAGGUAGAGCCCUGGCUCUUGGCUCCAUCCUUUUCUAGACACCCAUGCCAGUCUGAUGAUGGAGCUCGCUCUUUUUCUCUUCCUUUCCAUUUGACCAAAUCUCACCAAUCACUACAGCUGCUCUGCUUGCUUUACUUUCCAAAGUCAGCCCAGGUGCUUGGGUGCCACCCCACCCCCACUACCAGGUACAGGGAAAGUGGCCUAUCCAUGAGUGAGGGCCAGUGUCAUCUUCACCCAGGUGAGUCCUAUGCACAUGACCUCAGUUUUAGGACCAAGAGCUGUGUUGGUUUCUUAAAUUGUUAGUUUUUCCUCCAGGGACCACAGUUAGUGAGCUUGGAGCCCAAAGCCCUAGCUCUGCUAACAGUAACUGUUCAGGACCUUGUCUGAGAGCUUCAUGCACACCAGAUUCCUAGAGGUAUCAGCAGCACUUUUUAUUUGUUAUUUGUUUUCCAUGAGGCUUUUGGACCAUGGGCUGAGCUCAGGCACUUUCUGUGAGAAUGUUAUUUCUGUAAGAUGGUUAUUUAUCCCUCCUCCAUUCCUAUCAUGGUGGCCCUGCUGAGGGUUGACCAAGAUGCCAGUGGAGCUGCCCUGGCAGCAGAGAGGCUGAGGCUGCCAAGCUACUGCUCCAGCCCUCCCACCUUGCAUAGCACUGUGGUGGUCAUGCAGGACAGCCAGGCACCUGGCUGUUCCUCUCACUGCCUGGGGGAGAGGGCUGCCUCUGUCCCUAUAACUGCUUUCCUUAUGGCCCCACCUGGCCACCCAGACUUGUUUAAAAGUUGUGCUGAGAGCUCCCCUCCCCCUUUUGGUAUUCACAAUAGCCAGAGACUUGAUAUUGAUGUAUUUUAAACCACAUUAAAUAAAGAGUCUGUUGCCUUACUUUUUUCUGUUCUAAUCUCUGUCUGUCUUUUUAGUUUUUUGAGAAAGGGUCUUCCUGUGUAGUUCAGGCUCAACAUAAGCUUAGUAUGUAGUCCAAGUUAGCCUCAAAUUUGUGGCAAUCCUGCCUCAGCCUCCUGAGUGCUGGGAUUAUAGCAUGGGCCCCCAUGCUGCCUCUGUGGCCUUUUGAUGCCUCUGGAUCCAUUUGGUUCCCUCCACACUCACUGACUUGUCUGGAUCUGCUGCAAAGUAGCCAUGGCUGUGCUCUAGCAGCCUGUAUCUCCUGGAGUGCCCUCCAGCACACUGGCAGAUUUGCUUAAGCUGCCUGUGCCCUUGGUGAAAUUGGCAAGGUGCUUCACUCAAGUAACAACAUUAAAUAAAUACUCCUCCUAACUUGGGCUUCACAGGCAAGGAAGGGGAGACAAGGGACAGAGAGGUAGAUAAUUAGAAGGGCCUGUUGACCUAAUGUACAGGCAGAGAUUUGAUAACUUCAUGUAGUAAUUAAAUGGUUCACCUGGGAAUGCAGGUACACAGGAGGGUUGGGGGAAAAUCAGGCUAGGGAACUAGAGUUUGUAUACCAAGUUAGGAACUUUGAGCCAGCUGGGCGUCCUGGCGCAAUCCUGUAAUCCCAGCACUUGGGAGGCUGAGGCAGGAGGAUCGCUGUGAGUUUGAGACCAGCCUGGGU